Molecule: messenger RNA, 4889 nt
Organism: Gambusia affinis (western mosquitofish)
Lineage: Eukaryota; Metazoa; Chordata; Actinopteri; Cyprinodontiformes; Poeciliidae
Gene: aoc2
Product: amine oxidase copper containing 2
Exons: 5
Coding region: 1867-4149 (760 amino acids)
Biological process (GO): amine metabolic process
Cellular component (GO): plasma membrane
Molecular function (GO): copper ion binding; primary methylamine oxidase activity; quinone binding
Source: RefSeq, a predicted model, not a curated record
AGUUUAUUUAUUUAUUUACUGAUUUACUUUUUGUUGCAUCAUGUAUGUGAUGCAAGUUAAACAGACAAGAACUUGAUGGAAAUAGUUAUGAUCCACUUGGGUUCAACAGCAUACUGAUGAUAGAAUCAUGGAUCACUGAAACAGUGGAACAUUAUGACACUUUAUUAAUACCAUAAACUCAGCUUCUCUAAGAGCUAAAACCAAGCAAGAACUCCAUAGAAACAGGGGAAAUGUGGAGUUGAGUCAGACCAGGAGUCACAGGAAUCCAAAGAAUGAAUUGUAUAAGCAGAAUUGCUCCCAAGACAUUAAUCUUUUCAGAGUUCAGUUGCGGGUCACAACAAAUUGGAAAAGUUAUUGCCAAGCAUGCACAACAAAUUUUGCUUUCUUUUGCUUCUUGUGUUGUGCAUUUAUAUUUUGACAUAAGGGAGCAAUAAAGAAAGACACAUUUAAAGAUAUUAGUUAUAUUUUACAGGUGAUCUGACCUAACUAAGUAUUUCAACAGAAAGCACUUAUAACUACAAUCAAACUAUCUUCUACCUAGAGUCAUGUACCUAUGACUCUGGGUACAUGAACAUGGGAUAACAAUGAACAAUCAAGAAAACACUUUCCAAAUAAAAAGUUUUAACUGCAAAACUUUUCAGAUGAUACUUGAAAAAUGCAAAGAAUUGAAUCUAUGGUUGUUUGUGUAAUGAACAGAUCUAUAUUUUCAGUGAUUUCUUUGUGAACAUCACACACGGUGAUUGGUUUUGAAGACGACUGAGUGAGUUUGUUUGCUGCUAUAUAUUCCCCCCGGCAGGAAAGAGGUGAGAGGUAGAUUGCUCCACUCCUUAUCCAUCCAUCAACUUUUGCUCAGGGUUUGGUAUUCCCAAUAGUCAGGUGGGAGGCAGGGCACAACCUGCUAAUUCAUCACAGGACAACAUGAGAACACAUGAGAACAAUGAGCAAAAACCAACUCCAUUCAGAAAGAAAGAUCCUAUUUGUCAAACAGUGCAUUAAGUUCAGUUCAGCUCUUCAGAUUAGUUUAAAAUAUCUAAGGCAGGGAUGCCAAAGUCCAGCCUUCAAGAAUCCCUCAGUUGCUUGAACCAGAUACAGAAAACAUGUUAAUUUUUAAUAGCUGAAAAUGUAAAAUACAAUGUAAAACACUCUCCUCCACUAUUAAACUUCACUGUUUGCCUGCAGCUGGCCUGGCAAGCUUCUCAAAAUAAGUCACCAUGGUAACUUGUGUGUGGUUGAUUUUGAGACACAACAACAGCUGCAGCACAGAUUGAAGAGUAGGAUCUUGAAUGUGUGAACUUGGAAUGUUUGACCUACAGCUGAUUUCUGGGAAAAGCGAUAGGUUUGAUUGAUCACUUUUUUUGAUAUGGCUCGGGUUAUAUGAAAGAGAAUGAGACAGGAUUUUAUGAGAGUUGAACAUUUGGUGAGCAAUAUCUUUAUUUGGAUAACAGUUGUGCGUCACACUGUUCUUUUCCUUGGUUAGUUGGGUGCCUUAUUGCAUGCAAUGUAGAAAUGCAGGCCCAGUUGUUUGAGAAGUUAAGAUUUUCAGGAUUUAUUUACUUUUUUUAGUUCUUACUCAUUAACUUACCCUACAUUUUAAUUUGUCACCUUUUUUGCUUUCAUGUGUUUUGCAAUGUGCUUACACUUUUACAACUAUAUUGUUUUACUCCCCAUUUCCCCAUAUACUAGAGAGAGAGAGAGAGAGAGAGAGGAGGCAUUCCAUGAAAAACAGGCGUGUCAAAAGGUUAAGGGUCCAUGUGGAGAGGGAUGGGUUACAUUUCGAGACACGCCUCCCCUUUUUCAUGCUAUUUAACUGCCACAGCCCUCCUCCCCUUCAGAAUUCUUGCCUGUCUUUUCUCCACAUUGUGAAUAAUGGUAGAGAAGAGGAUGAACUCCCUUGUAAAAUGGGCGCUCAUACUUUUUGGACUGGUCUCAGUCAUUCUCAACAUCGUCUUCAUAGGCAUCCACUUGGGUAGGAAGCCCAAAUGUUCGGGUCAGCAUGUCCAUCAGCUGAAAGGUAGACAUGAUGACCGCAGCAUGGUGUUUGCUGAUCUCACUCAGGAGGAGUACUUGCAAGUCCAGCAGUACAUGCUUAAAGAGAAGGAGCUGAAUAUCUCCACCAGACAGACCACCAUGCCGUCGGAAAACUUUUUAUUUCUAAUUGAUCUCUCACUACCAAAGAAAUCGGAGGCUCUGGCGUACUUAGACGGGACAGGCAAAAAGCCAGAGAGAGAAGCAACAGUGGUGGUCUUCUAUGGCAUGAAGGGCCACAUCAAGGAGUAUGUGGUGGGGCCUCUCCCCAAUCCGACAUACCACAGAGAUGUAACAAAUGCAAGAUACAAAAUGGAAUUACCUAUCACUAAGCGUCUGGUUACUAUUGGGGAGUACGCUUUAAUGUUUAAAUUUUUUGACACUGAGGUCUUCUCUAAGUUAAAGAAACUCCUGAAAGAGAGUUUUGGUGUGGAUGGAGAAAAACGCUUGAAUGCCUUUGAACAAAUGCCCCGUGGGGUUCAGUCAGGGGACAGAAGAACUUGGGUUUCCUUCUUCAGAGAUUUGAGCGGCAUGUACAUUCACCCGGUGGGCUUCGAGGUGCUGUUGAACCACAAGAGCACAAACGCAUCUGAGUGGAAACUGGAGAAGCUGCUUUACAACGGGGAAUAUUUUAACACGGUGGAAGAGCUUAAGAUGCAAUAUGAUAAAGGGAAUGUGACAAAAAUUGUCUACAAGGAAUCUCCUGACUACGGCUCUCUCAAGCCUAGAAAAAAGCCGCUGCAGAUCCCACCCCAGCAGUUUUAUGCAGAGGGAAAGCGCUACAGUAUUCAGGACAAUCACGUCUUGUAUCUGGACUGGAACUUCGCUUUUGGACUUAGUUCUCUCACAGGUAUGAGAGUGUUUGAUGUGAGGUUUAAUGGUGAAAGAAUCGCCUAUGAAAUAAGCGUGCAGGAGGCGAUGUCAGUGUAUGGUUCAGUAACACCAGGGAUGAUUCUAACAAAGUUUUUGGAUUCAAGCAUCGGGAUCGGGCGCUUCGCACAUGAACUUGUUCGUGGUGUUGAUUGUCCUUAUAACGCUGACUAUGUUGACACAUACCGGUACAUUGAUGUCCCGGGUCCAGUCAGGUUCAGGAAUUCCAUAUGCAUCUUCGAGCACAACAUGGGUCAGCCCCUAAGAAGACACUUCUCUGAUUUUUUCCACACCAAUUAUGGUGGAAUGGUGAACAGCGCUUUAGUCUUCAGAACAAUAACAGCUAUAGGAAACUAUGACUACAUGUGGGAUUUCAUCUUUUAUCAAAGUGGAUCAGUAGAAGCCAAAGUGCACGCGACUGGCUACAUCUCAUCUUCCUACCUGGUCAAGGGUAAUCUGAAGUACGGACACCAAGUGGCAGAAAAAGUCCUCGGGAACAUCCACACACACUUCAUCAACUUCAAGGUGGACCUAGAUGUGGCAGGAGUGAAGAAUGUAUUCCAGACCAAAGACAUGGAGUUUACCAAUGUAUCUUUGCCUUGGAUGACUGAUCGAAAUGCAAUGGUGCCUCAGCUGGUGGAAAAGCAGCUCAAAACUGAACAGGAGGCCGCCCUGCGUUAUGACACCAAGAUACCUCGCUAUCUUCACAUCGCUAGCAGGAAAACCAAUCGUUGGGGCCAUCAGCGUUCCUACAAACUGCAGGUGUUUAGCUUUGCAGGAGACCACCUACCAGAGAGCCAGACUGAAGAGAGAUCAAUGUCCUGGGCCAGGUAUAAGGUUGCCAUCACCAAGCAUAAGGACUCAGAACAAACCAGCAGUAGUCUUUACAAUCAGAAUGAUGUUUGGACUCCAGCUGUUGACUUCAGCAAGUAUAUUGAAGACGACGAAAGCAUUGAAGAUCAAGACCUUGUUGCCUGGGUGACCACAGGCUUUCUUCAUAUCCCUCAUGCUGAAGACAUACCUAACACUGUGACAGUAGGUAAUGGUGGUGGAGUCAUACUACGACCACAUAACUACUUUGAUGAAGACCCAUCUAUCAGCUCUGCAGAUUCUGUGUACUUCAGCCCUGGUGCUGAAGGCAGCUGUGAGAACAACAGGAUGGCAUGCUUGACACACGAGACUUGUACCCCCACCCUGGAGACCUUUACCUACCACGGCUUUGACGGAGUCAUGAAGUUUGAGGACUGGAAAUGAUUUAUGUGUUGCUGAGCAAAAGCUUCACAGUUAUUUUAGUAUGUAAGAAACAUUUUGCACUAUGUGUUUAACUAAGUGUAACAAAUUGAAUUAAUACACAAUAUAUUGUGGACCUGCAAAUCCCUCUGUAUUAUGUUAUUUUAUUUACCUAUUAUGAACACAGUUGUGUUUUUUACCUUCACUAAAGAUAAAAAAUGAUUUUACCUCUGGUGAACACUGAUGAUACACAUGUAAAUACAUACAUAUAUAUAGCUCUGGAAAUAAUUAAGAGACUACUGAUUUUACUCUUUAUAGGUCUAUGUUUGAGUAAACUGAACAUUGUUCUUUUAUUCUAUAAACUACUGACAACAUGUCUCUGAAAGUCUAAGCAAAACUUUUGUAUUUAUUUGCAGAAAAUGACAAAUGGUCAAAAUAACAAAAAAGAUGAAGUGUUUUCAGAUCUCAAAUAAUGCAAUGAGAACAACUGAGAAAGAACAACAAUGUUUGAACUCAGGGAGAGUUCAGAAAUCUAUGUUUGGUAGAAUAACCAGGAGGUUUUCAAUGCAGUUCAGUGCAGUCAUCUUUUUUUUCCAGAGCUUUAGUUAAAUAUAUAUAUAUAUGUGUGUGUGUGUGUGUGUGUGGAAAACAGGUUUUUAUUCCAUCCACUGUAAUUACUCCUUAUAUUAUUUUUGUAAAAAUGCUUGCAUGUCACCAUUUUGCCAUGACACAGAACAUUUGAAAAAUAAAAAAUUACUAUUUGA